AAGUUUAAACCCUGCUCUCGACUUAAACCCUAGCUGGCCAACUCUCAUCUCUUUACACAAGUAGCAAUGGAGACUGAAACUUGCAUUGACUCUAUGGACUUCAAAGUUCAAGAGUUAUUAAAGGAGGCUCGUCUCGAAUGUUCGUCUCUACUUACCAAGCUCGUCGACGACACCGUUUCCGCCAUCAAAUCCGCCAUAGAUAAAAUUCCUGAAGGCCUUCAGGUUACCGCGGAUUGGGCUCGAGGUUUUGUGAGAGAUAUUGGUGCAGACAAAGCCGAAUUUAAAUUUAAGAAGCCGAAGUCUAUUGAAAUUGGUGGUAGUUAUUCAAUAGGCUGCAUAGCAAAACCAGAUGUUAAUAUUGAUCUUCUCCUCCGCUUACCAAAGGAAUGUUUCCACGAGAAAGACUACCUAAAUUACCGGUAUCAUGCUAAAAGGUGCCUUUACCUCUGUGUUAUAAAGAAGCACUUGAAAUCCUCUUCAUCAAUUCAGAAGGUUGAAUGGUCUGCUUUGCAAAACGAGGCUAGGAAACCUGUAUUGGUUGUCUAUCCAGCUGCAAACCUUGGUGAAGUUCCUGGGCUUUUUAUAAGAAUAAUUCCCACAGCAACAUCCCUAUUUGAUCUUUCCAAGUUGAACAUGAAGCGGAACAAUGUACGAGCUCUGAAUGCAGGGGAUGAUCCUCAGCCUACACCAAUAUAUAAUUGUAGCAUAUUGGAAGACAUGUAUUUAGAGGAGAAGUCAAAUUUUAUUAAGAAAACAUUUUCUGGAUGGAAGGAAUUGGGAGAGGCCUUAAUCUUGCUGAAGGUCUGGGCUCGGUUGAGAAGUUCGAUAUAUGUUCAUGAUUGCUUAAAUGGGUUUCUAAUAUCUAUUAUAGUGUCGUACCUUGUGGCCAAAAAUAAGAUUAACCGUGAUAUGAUGCCAAUGGGGAUAUUUCGUGCCACAUUGAAAUUUAUUGAAACUCAUCCAUUGUGGAAGCAUGGGCUUUACUUUCCAAUGUCAGACCAGAAUGUUUCUUCUAAGGGAAAUGAGCAGCUUAAUUCUUUAACCCGCUUCAAUUUGGCAUUCAGAAUAUCAAGUGUUGCUUAUCCUGAGCUACAAGAUGAAGUUGCGUUAACACUUAGGUGUUUAGAAAAAUGCAGAGAUGGUGGAUGUGAGGAAAUUUUCACAACCAAGAUCGACAAUGCUGCUAAAUACGAUUAUUGCAUUAGAUUGAACUUGAAAGGAAAUAGUGAGGUUUAUUCUCUGGGAUUUUGCUUGGAUGAGGAAUGUUGGAGAGUGUAUGAGCAGGAUGUACACAGUCUGCUUAAUCAAGGAUUGACUGAUAGAGCAAAGUUUAUUCGUGUUAUUUGGAGGAACACUUAUUCGGACUUUAAUGUUGAAAAUGGCUUAUCAGCACUUGAUAGUGAGCCAUUAUUUGUUGGAAUUUCAGUGAGCUCUGUAGAGAAGGCUUUUAGGGUUGUAGAUAUUGGCCCAAAUGCUGAAAAGAAAGACGAGGCUCUCAUGUUUCGAAAAUUUUGGGGUGAGAAGGCUGAGCUUCGGAGAUUUCAAGAUGGUAAAAUUGCAGAAAGCACAGUAUGGGAGAGCAAGCAGGGGACAAGACAUCUCAUUUUAAAAAGAAUUAUUGAGUUUUUACUGGGACGCCAUCUUUCUUUAUCGAAAAAGGAUAUUGUCCCAGUAGUGGAUCAGCUUGAUUUCUGUUUGCUACAUGAUGGUAAAGACCCGGUAUCACAUUCUGCAAAACUGCUUGGAACUUUUGAAGAAUUGUCUAAACGAUUGCGUUCUAUUGAAGAUGUUCCCUUGAAGAUAUCUAGUGUGCAGCCUCUUGAUUCUGCUUUCAGGUUUACUUCUGUAUUUCCUCCUGAACCUCAUCCUCUGGCAAGUAAAAAGGUGGAUGUGGCAAGGUUACAUAAUUUGACCCCAUUCUGUGUUCAGUCACUUGAAGUUAUGAUUCAGUUGGAAGGUUCUGGGAAUUGGCCAAUGGAUGAUGUCUUAAUUGAGAAAACUAAAUCAGUUUUCCUUCUGAAAAUUGCAGAAAGUCUUCAGGAUAACUGGGGGAUAACAUGUACUGCUACUGAGGAAGAUGUGGAUGUUUUCAUGGAUGGAUAUGCAUUUCGUCUUAGAAUUUUGCAUGAGAGAGGCCUAAGCCUGGUGAAUAAAGAAAUUGGAGGUGACCAAAUGAAGCGGGUUUCAUCUGCUGAUAAAAUGCUUUUUGUUCGUAGUCAACAUGCAAGCAUGAUAAAUGGAUUACAGUUUCGUUACCCGAUAUUUGGGCCGGUUGUUAGGAUUGCAAAACGGUGGCUUGCUUCACAUCUCUUUUCAGCUUGCUUGGCAGAAGAGGCUGCUGAGCUAUUAGUUGCCUACCUCUUUUUGAAGCCUCUACCAUUUAAUGUUCCCUGUUCGCGGAUCACUGGAUUUUUAAGGUUCUUGCGACUACUAGCUGAACAUGAUUGGGCUUUUUCUCCAUUGGUUGUUGAUAUAAAUGGUGAUCUGAGCCAAAAUGAUGAGAAAGAGAUUGAUGAUAACUUUACACAAAGUAGAAAAGCUUACGAAGAAAACACCCAAAACGAAAGCAAGGCCAUGUUCCUGGCUACUGCUUAUGACAAGGCAUCUGAAGCUUGGACUAGAUGCUCACCAAAUCCAUUGGAGCUCAAAAGGUUGGCGGCUUAUGCUCGAAGCAGUGCAAGCUUGUUGACAAAACUCAUAUUGCAAAAUCAGACUGAUUCCCGUGGAUGGGAGGUGCAUUAUACAUGCCUUCUCCGAACUCCACUGAGCCUCUAUGAUGCUGUAAUACUUCUCCAUGGAGAUAGAUUACCUUACCCAAAACGUCUCCUCUUCACAUCUGAACUGGACCAAGGUAUAUUCCUUGGAGGCAAAGGGCGGCAUGUGGCUCAUGGCAAUGCUAGCACUUGUUUCCACCCCUUCCUAUUGCCUUCUGAUAUGAAGGGUAGCAGCUUAGAGCAACUUAAAACCAAGCUAAUGGUAAACUUUGAUCCACUAAGGUGCUUUGUUGGAGAUGUAGAGAAAGGGUUCUCCAACAGAUUGAAGUUAUGGUAUGAUUCAUUAGGAGGUGAUGCUAUCGGUCUAACAUGGGAACGGUCAAAGAAACGAGAACGAGAAGAGGAAGAGACGGACAGAAAAUAUCCGGUUGAUUUGUUGAGAAAUAUAGGUGAACUGGGGAAAGGAUUUGUGAGAGAUGUUUAUCUGCUCAAGGCUCCCAGGCUUUCGAGUUAAGGGGAAAACAAAUUAGGACACCCACCCUUGGUAGCUGAAAACACGAGGUGCCAGGAUAGGGUGGAGUAAGGGAAAGCAGUGUUCAACUUUUGUAGCAUAGAUCACCAAUCUCCAGAGCCGUUGCCCUGGCAAACUGAUAUAGCAAAACCCUUCAAUUUUGUUGUUAUAUUUAAUGGUUUUCAUUGCUAGAAUUUACUUUGUAAAAUGCUGAUGUAAUUGCAGGACAAAGGUUAAAAACAGAGGGUAUAUCUUAAUGGAAAAAAUGAGUUAAUUUUUC
This is a messenger RNA of Gossypium raimondii (Peruvian cotton), 3505 nucleotides long. RefSeq lists its product as uncharacterized. The transcript is spliced from 26 exons. Gene Ontology annotation, biological process: tRNA export from nucleus; rRNA processing. The coding region runs from base 67 to 3228 and encodes 1053 amino acids. NCBI's taxonomy places the organism in Eukaryota, Viridiplantae, Streptophyta, Magnoliopsida, Malvales, Malvaceae. Gene Ontology annotation, cellular component: UTP-C complex; small-subunit processome; CURI complex. The record is from RefSeq and is a predicted model, not a curated record.